AGCGAAGUUACUUCUAAAGUAAUAUCAUUUCCAUUAUAUUAAACCCCCAUACACACUCUCUCCUUAGUAAAGAGAAAGACUAAGAGGCUGAUCAUUGACUCAGAAUUUGUAAUAUGGCACAAGAAUCAGCUUCUUUCGAUCUUGUACAGGUUGAUGAUUCCUACUUCUCACUAGUGUUUGAUGAAAAAGAAGAUCCGAUUUUGCCUGUAUCUGAUGAGAAGUAUGCAGAAGAGUUGCAGUUCCAAGAGGCCCUUAUGGGCUCUGUGAUCACUUCCAAAUUGGCCAACAAUGGAGCCUUAACCUUAUUGCCAUCAAUGUCAUCGCCAACGCCAACAAUACAAGCAAUUUUUCCAACCCCGGAACCAGAGCUAGCAAAAGAAGCUGGGGAAUCAUCACAUAGCUUCUGUGAGAUUUGUGUGGAAAGGAAAGAUAGUGACCAGAUGUUCAAAACUGAGAGCUGUGUUCACUCAUUUUGCUCUGAUUGCAUUGGCAAACACGUUGCCACAAAGAUCCAAGAGAGCAUAACCACUGUUACUUGCCCUGGAUUGGACUGCAAGGGUGUCAUAGAACUCGAUGCUUGCAGGGCAGUGCUUCCGAAAGACGUGUUGGACAAGUGGGACGAGGUGCUAUGUGAAGCGCUGUUUGGUUCCCAGAGGUUUUACUGUCCUUUCAAGGAUUGUUCAGCAAUGUUGCUGAAUGAUAAUGAAGAAGGAGAAGCGAUUAGGGAGUCAGAGUGCCCGUUCUGCCAUAGAUUGUUCUGUGCGGUGUGUUAUGUGCCUUGGCAUUCAGGGGUUGAUUGCGAAGAGUUCCAGAGAUUGAACGAGGAUGAGAGAGGGAGGGAUGAUCUCAUGUUGAGGGAGCUUGUUAAGGAGAAGAAAUGGAGGAGGUGUCCCCAUUGCAAAUAUUUUGUGGAAAGGACUGAAGGUUGUUUACAUAUGACUUGCAGGUGUACUUCCCAGUUCUGCUAUGGAUGUGGAGCUGAGUGGACUAGCGAUCACGGUGGUUGCCAGAGAGAUUAAAUGUCUAGAAUGAAUCAUAAUGAAGAUGUUAUCACAAGCACUGUACUAUAAGUAUUGGAAACUCUGGAUAUAUUACCUCUUUAUUUUGCUUUUAUCCUUGGUUAA
Messenger RNA from Quercus lobata, 1124 nucleotides. RefSeq names its product probable E3 ubiquitin-protein ligase RNF217. The record is from RefSeq and is a predicted model, not a curated record. The coding region runs from base 114 to 1019 and encodes 301 amino acids. Gene Ontology annotation, molecular function: ubiquitin-protein transferase activity; zinc ion binding. Gene Ontology annotation, biological process: protein ubiquitination. The transcript is spliced from 2 exons. Lineage: Eukaryota; Viridiplantae; Streptophyta; Magnoliopsida; Fagales; Fagaceae.